This is a messenger RNA of Aspergillus bombycis, 978 nucleotides long. Its product is annotated as thiamine pyrophosphokinase-related protein. The transcript is spliced from 4 exons. Gene Ontology annotation, molecular function: 8-oxo-dGDP phosphatase activity. The record is from RefSeq and is a predicted model, not a curated record. The coding region runs from base 1 to 978 and encodes 325 amino acids. NCBI's taxonomy places the organism in Eukaryota, Fungi, Ascomycota, Eurotiomycetes, Eurotiales, Aspergillaceae.
AUGCAUUGUCCAAGCUGUUUUGCUAUUAACUUUACACUGGACGUGGUUGCAUACACAAUGGCUAAAUCUAACUUGGAGCUGGUCGAUGAAUGCGAUAAAUUUCCCUAUUACGAAGACAACCCCGCAUUCUAUGCAGCCCACUUAAAGAAACACCACGCCUUCAGGGUCAAUGGCUGCGAUGCGGUAUUGGGAUACAUACUCAACUCGGCCGUGGCCAAGUUCCACUGGCCCGCUGAAUAUUGGACGGUGGACUCUACAAACCAAACCGUUACACUGAACACUGCUCCAGAUGCAACUCCGGAACAGCGCAGCAAGGUCAUGGAUGAGACUCUUAGAGCGGAGGCCAAACGGGGAAAUUUUGAGGUUCUAAAAGGGUGGCGGAAUGAGAUGUACGCCGUUUAUGCCCCCGGGGGUAAGUUCUUGCUCGAGAUGGAACGGUGCGCCACCCCGUUGUUUGGUGUUGUGUCUUAUGGUGUGCACGCCACCUGUUACGUGGAAGACGAGCACGGUCUGCAGUUCUGGGUGCCUAAGCGCGCAAAGACCAAGCAGACAUACCCUGGAAUGCUUGAUAACUCCGUGGCCGGGGGAAUGAGCACCAAUGAACGCCCCUUUGAAUGUCUUGUUCGUGAAGCAGAGGAAGAGGCAUCUCUGCCCGAGGACGUCACCAGGGCCGCUGCCAAGUCAGUAGGUUGUGUUUCGUAUUUCUAUGUGCGGGACUCUCGGGCCGGAGGCGAAGUCGAUCUGCUACAACCAGAGGUAGAUGACGGCGAAGUGGAAGAAUUUAAGCUGUAUACUGUUGAAGAAACGAAGAAGGCUCUAGCAAACGGGGAGUUCAAGCCCAAUUGCGCAGUCGUCUUCAUUGAUUUCUUCAUCAGACAUGGUAUCUUGACCCCUGAGAAUGAACCCGACUAUUUCCAGAUCCUGACAAGGAUGCACCGCCGCUUUGAAUUCCCAACAGCGUCACAUUUCGCACACUGA